AUGGACGAGUUUGUACUUAUGGUUUUCGAAGGGGACCCAGCAGACAUGCUUGUGAAGGCAUGUCCAAUGUACGCGAAAUAUCUCCACAUGACCAAAACCGGCAAGAAACUCCUAUACGUACGCUUGAAACCUGCACUGUAUGGGUGCAUUAAAUCUGCCAUGUUAUGGUGGCUCAUGUUGUCGGAGCUUCUCAUUGAAGAUGGAUUCAAACUGAACCUGUACGAUUUGUGUGUGGCAAACAAGACGCUCUCCUGCGGAACCAAAAUCACUAUUUGCUGGUACGUGGACCACUUAAAGAUUUUGUCGAAGAAUGAACAAGCGGUGCACGACAUAAUUAAAAAACUAGAAGAUCGUUUUGGAGCAAUGCGGAAGAGUUUCAGAAAGAAACACACUUAUUUAGGAAUGGAAGUGGAAUUCUGCGAUGAUGGUUCCAUGCGACUCAGUGUCCCGGACCACAUCAAAGAAUGCAUGGAAGAUUUUGGCGAAGACUUAGGGCGCUCUGCGGCAAACCCAGCAAGCAAGAAGGUAUUUCACGUGGACCCCGAUGCAGAAAGGCUGUCGUGGCUCACAAUAGUCCACUAG
Cylindrotheca closterium is the source of this 582-nucleotide messenger RNA. The record is from the annotation of a GenBank genome assembly. NCBI's taxonomy places the organism in Eukaryota, Bacillariophyta, Bacillariophyceae, Bacillariales, Bacillariaceae.